CACACACACAGAUCGCCUGGAUGGUCUCUGCAGUCAGUCAGUCAGUCAUCCUUCUCUCCUCCGUCUUGCGUGGACAUUUUGCGAGGACGCAGGAGGACACGUGACGUGACGUGACGAUACAAGCCAUCCUUGUCGGACAUUCUUUGUCAUUUGGCAUCUUUUCCGGGGGGGGGGGGAGAUGGAGGUGUGGAGGUUUGCUGUCACGCUGUCUCCUUUUCCUCUUCCUCCUCCUCCUCUUCCUCCUCCUCCUCCUCCAUCACAUAUGCUGCUGAUGCUGAUGCUGAGCUCGCCGCUUGCGUAGGAGCUCUUUUGCUUUUUGUCCUCCAACAACAACAACAACAACAACAACUGGACGUCUCCUCCACCUUCCUUCCUUCCUUCCUUCCUUCCUUCACGUCCACCUGCCACAUUGUCCCAGACUUUGCAGCCAGCCAGCUGUCAGCCAAUCAGGCGCCUCCAUGUGACAAUUCCUCUUAUCUCGGAAGGAAGUUGAUGGAGAGCCUUUCGAAUGACAGCCGGCACCGUGGUCAUCACUGGUGGAAUCCUUGCUACUGUGAUAUUGCUGCUGAUCAUUGCAGUACUUUGUUACUGCAGGCUGCAGUAUUACUGCUGUAAGAAGGAAGAGACCGAGUCGGAGGAGGAGGAGCCGGACUUCGCCGUCACAUCUCGCCUGCCACCGGUCCACUCCAACCACAACAUUGUGGCGGCCGCGGCCGCCGCCUCCUCCGUCCCCAAUGGCCCCGCCCUCUUCCCCACCCCGCCGCUGGCCAGGAAGCUGACGCGCUCGCAGACCUUCUGCCCGUCGUGCACUCACUACGAGCUGCCGUUCUACCUGCAGCCGCCGCCGGCCCCGCAGCUCCACCAGGCCGAGUCGGGCUUGAGGAACGGCGGCGAGCGGCUGAGCUACCGCGGCGCGCAGCAACCUCCCGCGCCGCUCCGGCAACCGGACAUGGCGCUGCCCGUGCCCGUCAACGUCUCCGACUACCGCAAGCCCCACCUGGCGCGCUCGGUCACCAUGAGGGACAUGUUCGUCCGCAGCUGCAGCAUCAGCACCGACGUGUGAUGUCCUCUCUUCUCCUGGACCAGGUGGCGCUCACGUGGGAUGUCCUCUCUUCUCCUGGACCAGGUGGCACCGACGUGUGAUGUCCUCUCUUCUCCUGGACCAGGUGGCGCCCACGUGGGAUGUCCUCUCUUCUCCUGGACCAGGUGGCGGUCACGUGGGAUGUCCUCUCUUCUCCUGGACCAGGUGGCGGUCACGUGUGAUGUCCUCUCUUCUCCUGGACCAGGUGGCGGUCACGUGGGAGUACGGAGGACAAGAGCGUGGCUCGGGAGCCGUGUCCGA
Messenger RNA from Nerophis lumbriciformis (worm pipefish), 1342 nucleotides. RefSeq names its product family with sequence similarity 163 member B, genome duplicate a (gene fam163ba). The record is from RefSeq and is a predicted model, not a curated record. NCBI's taxonomy places the organism in Eukaryota, Metazoa, Chordata, Actinopteri, Syngnathiformes, Syngnathidae.